Molecule: messenger RNA, 2924 nt
Organism: Myxocyprinus asiaticus (Chinese sucker)
Lineage: Eukaryota; Metazoa; Chordata; Actinopteri; Cypriniformes; Catostomidae
Product: leucine-rich repeat-containing protein 2-like
Exons: 10
Coding region: 87-1166 (359 amino acids)
Molecular function (GO): protein binding
Source: RefSeq, a predicted model, not a curated record
GAGCUGUAAACAAGCAACUAAACCUGGAAAGUGCCAGAGAGGAGCUGCUCGCAGACGCAGUUUGUUCCUCAGCAUCAGUUCCCAUCAUGAGGAUGGAUCGGAUCGGUAUCGACAUUCCUGUGUACGAUCUCUCACUGAUCCGAGGGCUGUGGGAAGGACGAGUGAAAAAAUACAAACAUCGACAGAAGAAAGAAGAGGAACGAUUGGAGAAAAGUGCUCUGACCAAAAUCAAUCAGGAAUGGCAGUAUCGUAUCGCGUGCAAAAGGUUAAAGAGCGCAGAGGCCACAGCACUUCAGUGUUAUUUGGAGAGAUCGACUUUCGCAGAGCUCGACAUCCAGCCCACCGAAAAUAAAGACAGUAACACAGAAGACAAGAGAUUCAUUUUUGAGAUGAAUGGAGAUAAAUGGAGGAAGUUACCUGAGGAUCUUCAGUUUAUGACGUAUCUCAGAGAAUGGCACAUCCGAGGAACAAAGAUACCUGAGAUUCCCUCUUACAUCGAAGCGUUUUUGGAUCUGCGUGUGCUGGACAUCCCGAGGAACGGAUUUACAAAACUUCCUGUCGAGAUCGGAAAGCUGAUCAAUCUGAGGGAAUUAAUUGUCAAUUAUAAUAAACUGUUGAGCAUUCCAGCCGAACUCGGAGACUGUGAGAAUCUCGAACGAUUAGAGAUGACGGCAAACGGCAAUCUGAUAGAACUGCCCUUUGAGUUGAGAAAUCUAAAAAAACUGAAGCACUUGGACAUGUCAGAAAAUAAAUUUGCCAGUAUUCCGAUCUGUGUCCUGCGUAUGGAAAGUCUGAAGUUUUUAGAUAUCAGUAACAACAAACUCAAAGACCUGCCUGAAGACAUUGACAGGCUGGAGGCUUUAGAGACUGUGUUCCUUCACAAAAACAAACUGAAGUAUGUGCCGUUGUGCAUGGCAAACCUCAUUCAUCUGAAGAUGCUCGUCGUGAGCGCUGAUGAGCUCUACAGCAUCCCGUCCAAAUUCAUUGACAAUCCUGAUAUCAAAUUAAUCAGAUUAUAUGAAAAUCCAAUAAACGUCCAGGAUAAAGACGUGAACCAACAGGACGAUCAUGAGAAGGAGUUUAUGAAGACAUACAUCGAGACUCUUCAGGACAGAGACACUCAACCAACAUACACAACUAAAGUGUCUCUGAGCUGUCUGCUGUGAGAUCAUCAGAUCAAUAAUCAAGCUGAAUGUCAAUGAUACAGACAUCCAUCAUUCUAAAUAUCACAGAAAAUUCUCCCUUAUGUUGGAAUAAGCAUGACAUGUUUUCACUAUAUAUUUCAACAUAGUGUUUAAAAUGCUUUUUUAGUGUUCUCAUUCCGAGUACAAUGAAAACUUUGAGUUAAAUGAGUUUUAGGUAACACUGGAUUUGAUGUUAAUAUUCUGAGUUUUUGUAGCAGUAAUUGGAUUAUGUAAGAAAGGCAUCAUUUGAUUAUGGUUUAUGUUCACACGGUUACAUUUUCAGCUGCAUUUCUCAUCAUUAUUUGUAAAACAAUUUCAUAUGUUGAUCCAGAACCCAUGUGAUACAAUAUAGCACCUAAAAAUGUUUUUCUCAGAUCUCAGUUAUUUAGUUUGUGACCAAACACAUUUUGUUCUGCAGCAUUAAAAUGAAUGUUUCCUGUGAUGAUGUAAUGGGUGUCAAUAUUUGAUAGAACUGUUUUUGUAAGCAAGUCAGUGUUUUAUAACAUGUCAUAUAUUAUUAUAAUUAUUGUUAUUGAAAGAUGUUCAUAUAUAUUUGCCUUCUUGCACAAGGCAUAAAAACAAGAUGAAUGAAUCAAUGUUAAAAUAUUAAAGUGAACAUCACAAUCACGGCAUAUGAAUUUGUUUAUUGAAACACUGAACAGUUAAAAGCUCAACACACAUGUGUACCUAAUCAUAUGAAUGCUUCAUGUCACUGGAUACAUCAAUACAAUCUCUUCAGAAGGCAUCUACAUCCAAUGAGCAUCAGUAUUCAAACCAAUGUCUGCAUUGAAAUGAGGAAUGGCACGAGUUGCAGUUAUAAAGCCAAGUGCAGUUCAUUGAAAAACAUGACAAUGACUUGAGUUUAGUGCAUCUCUGACCUCAUCGAGUGAAUACACGACGAUCUACAGCAAACACACACUCAAGAACUGCUCUGAUUGCAUAUAGACAUACUCAUAACUACACUUCCUGUUUGACAUCGUUUUCAAGUAUGCAUAAUAAUUAGGUCCCCAAAAAUGGCAACUAAAAUAUUUCCUUUCUUUCUGUGCUAUUAAAAUACAUUAAUAGUGCAUCUCUCUGUGCACGAUAAAGCAGUAACUUCAGAGAUUUCAACUUGUACUUCAUGUUGGUUGUUAUUGCCUCAGUUCAUGUUAUAUGAUAUUGUGUAACAGGUUUAAACAGAUAUGAACUCUAGUGCAGUGAUUCUUAACUGAUGGCUCGUGACCGACAAAAGUGUCGCAGGUCUGUUGUGAUCUGGCCAACUAUGCUAAAAUAAGAUGAUGAAAUGAGUAAACAAAUAAUUGUGCAUAGUUAGAAUAGCAAAAUCCACCCCACAUCUUUUGUUGUUGACGUCUAAGGCUGUGAAUCCAAUCAAACUCUAAACUGAUCUGUCAAUUGGUAGAAGUUUGUCAAAUUACACAGAUGUUAACAUGGAUGAGUUGUGUGACAUGAACUCAUUCUCAAAAACUAACAACAAAACAACCCAGACGACAUAAAAAAAAAUGAGGAUAAACAUUAUUUGUGCCACCACACACACAUACACACACACUCACACACAUACACACACAAAAAAUUAAUUUUUACUAUAGAAAGUUCGAAAUUGCAAAAUGUUUUAUACUCUAAUUGAAUUUUCAGAAUUGUGCAGUUCAUUUCUGUUUCUUGAUGUUCAUUUUCUUGACAUUAUUAUGCAUUUACUUUGAGUUAUUACAUUUACGUUUGAAAUAAAUUAUUGGUUGAAAAAUG